Molecule: messenger RNA, 734 nt
Organism: Nelumbo nucifera (sacred lotus)
Lineage: Eukaryota; Viridiplantae; Streptophyta; Magnoliopsida; Proteales; Nelumbonaceae
Source: RefSeq, a predicted model, not a curated record
CGAGUCUGCAAAUACUUCUUUGUUAACUCGGCAAAUACAUCUAUAAUACCAUAUAAAUUGUCAAACACAGGAGCCUAAUCUAAUCUUUGUUAUUCAUCUGAGAGAGAGAGAGAGAGAGUGAAAUGCGAUUAUGGAGACGAUGACAAAGCAAGCUCUGAGAUUUGCAGAGAAUUUAACGCUCCCUCCUUUUCAGGUGGUUGUGAUGAGUGCCAACAUGGGCUGUAUACAUUGUCGCCAGAGGGUCUCCCAAGUUAUUUCCAAGAUGAACGGUUUGCUGGAGUACGUGGUAGAUGUACACAAUAAACAAGUGAUCAUGAAGGGGACACUAACGGACCCCGAUCAAACUGAAAGAAUGGCGCUUCUGAACUUUCCCACCAAAUCCAAGAAGAACAAGUCCUCUUUCUCCUUGUGCCUCUUUGGUUCUACUUGCUUUAGUGCAUAGCUUCUUAUAUUAUUUACAUACACAUCUCUCUCUCUCUCUGAUAAUAUAAACAGAGGUUAGAUCUAGUUAAUGGCCCACCCGUGCAGCUCUUCUUAGGGAAUCCUCUCUACCCAUUCUGUUGACUUCAGGAUAGGGCGUUUAGGUGGCAACAAAUAACAAGAAACGCCAAAGAUAAGAAGGGGAAACAAUAAUUCCUGUCUCCGGAACAAAAAACAACACAAAAAAGGGUUACCAAAUGCUAAAUGCCGACCAACCAAACUCCGAGUGCAAUUUCAAGUCCAAUCAAUGUCAA